ACCAAAUCAGAGCAAUAGAGGCUCCAUUAUGUACCGAGCAACAGUCUUACUGCAUGUGAGGCUUUAACUAAUUCCAUUUCAGCAUAUAGGGGGUGUUGCCACAAAGUAGCCAUAUUGAAUGAAUUGAGCUGUCCCACUGUCAACCCCACCAGGUCCCGAUGAAGACAGCUCUUCAUCAAUUAUACUCCCCACGCUUCUCUUCUUCACGAUGGCCGCCACGGACAUAGACAUCUUCGCUAAUGAAGAGAAGCGUAGUCUGGAGCUGGGUGGCCAUGUUGGGUUUGACAGUCUUCCAGACCAGUUGGUCAGGAAAUCAGUCACACAGGGAUUCUGCUUCAACAUCCUGUGUGUCGGUGAGACAGGGAUAGGGAAGUCAACGUUGAUGAACACACUGUUCAACACACUGUUUGAGGCCGAGGAGGCCAGCCACUACCAGAACGGUGUGUACCUGCGGCCCAGGACCUACGACCUGAAGGAGAGCAAUGUUCAGCUCAAACUGACCGUAGUCGACACCGUGGGGUUCGGAGACCAGAUCAACAAGGAGGAGAGCUUCAAACCCAUAGUGGACUACAUCGACACCCAGUUUGAGACUUACCUGCAGGAGGAGAUGAAGAUCAAACGUUCCCUGUUCGACUACCAUGACACCAGGAUCCAUAUCUGUCUCUACUUCAUCGCCCCAACCGGACACUCUCUUAAAUCACUGGAUCUGGUCACCAUGAAGAAACUGGACAGCAAGGUAAACAUCAUCCCCAUCAUUGCCAAGGCAGACACCAUAUCUAAGAGCGAGCUGCACAAGUUCAAGAUCAAGAUCAUGUCAGAGUUGGUGAGCAACGGUGUUCAGAUCCACCAGUUCCCCACUGAGGACGAGGCUGUCACCGAGAUCAACUCCUCUAUGAAUGCCCAUCUGCCCUUUGCUGUGGUGGGGAGUGUUGAGGAGGUUAAAGUGGGUAAUAAGAUGGUGAAAGCCAGACUGUACCCCUGGGGAACUGUACAGGUGGAGAACGAGAGCCACUGUGACUUUGUGAAGCUGAGAGAGAUGUUGCUGAGAGUGAACAUGGAAGACCUGAGAGAGCAGACUCACGCCAGACACUACGAGCUCUACAGACGCUGCAAACUGGAGGAGUUGGGCUUCACAGAUACAGACCCCGACAACAAACCCUUUAGUCUGCAGGAGACGUAUGAGGCCAAGAGGAAAGAGUUCCUGGGGGACCUGCAGCAUAAGGAGGACGACAUGAGACAGAUGUUUGUCAACAAGGUGAAGGAGACCGAGGCAGAGCUGAAAGAAAAGGAGAGAGAGCUCCAUGAGAGGUUUGAGCAGCUGAAGAGGAUGCACCAGGAGGAGAAGAGGAAUCUGGAGGAGAAGAGGAGCGAUCUGGAGGAAGAGAUGAACGCAUUCAACAGGAGGAAGGUGGCAGCUGAGACGCUGAUGGGUCAGUCUCUACAGGGAUCCUCACAACCGUUCAGAAAGGACAAGAAGAAUUGAUUCAUGGCCGCGCAGCAACACCAAGGCAACCAGGAAUGUGUAUCUUCAUCACCAUGGGAACAAGGGACUUAUUUUUAUCUUCACUUUUAUCUUCAGGGACUAUUAUCCAUUCUGAAAAUGGCCUCAGUGACACACCUCUUUGACACUACGUGUGAGAGAGAUGUGUGAUGAUGAGCUGACUGUGAACCCCCAUGUGUAUUCAAGGAUCAGAAAAGUGACCAUACACAGUGGACUUUAUGAAUACAUCCCAAAUGGCACACUAUUCCCUGCAGUAUAUAGUGUACUACUUUUGACCAGGAACAAUAGGGUGUCAUUUGGGACACCUUUUUAUCUCCGGUGCUGAUUCCACAAGAGUCAGCACUGUGAAAAGAAAAUCUGAACUCUGUUAUGACAACUUAGCAUCUGUUGUUUUACAUUCUUGGUGUGAACGUGUGUCCAUCUACCAUGGGAAACAGACCAUGGGAAAAGUCUAAUAAUUAAUCCAUUGCUGUCUUACAUUAAUACAGAACUUGUAUACUGUAUAUGAAUAUAUGCAUAUUAAUACUAUAUUUGUUUUUAUAUAUAUAUAUAUAUAUAUUAAGAAGUAGUUUAUGAUGCUGUAGCUAGGUAGAGUACAGUAUAUUUAAUAAUAAUUUAUUACGUUUCUAUAGCGCUUUUCAAAGAAUCUCAAUGUGCUUCAAAAACAAACAAGCAAUAUAUAACAGCCUCCACUCUUCUGGGAAGGAUUUAACCCCUUAUUUUUGGCACUAAAAAGUCGCUCUACAUACAUACAUACAUACACACACCAAAAGUAUGUGGACACCUGCUCGUCGACUAUCUCAUUCCAAAAUCAUGGGCAUUAAUAUGGAGUUGGUCCCCCCCCCUGCCCUUCGCUGCUAUAACAGCCUCCACUCUUCUGGAAAGGCUUUCCACUAGAUGUUGGAACAUUGCUGCGGGGACUUGCUUCCAUUCAGCCACAAGAGCAUUAGUGAGGUUGUGCACUGGUGUUGGGCGAUUAGGCCUGGCUCGUAGUCUGCGUUCCAAUUCUUCCCAAAGGUGUUCGAUGGGGUUGAGGUCAGGGCUCUGUGGAGGACAGUCAAGUUCUUCCACACUAAUCUCGACAAACCAUUUCUGUAUGGACCUCGUUUUGUGCAUGGGGGCAUUGUCAUGCUGAAACAAGAGAGGACCUUCCUCAAACUGUUGCCUCAAGGUUGGUUAGCAUAGAAUCAUCUAGAAUGUCAUUGUAUAAUGUAGCGUUAAGAUUUCCCUUCACUGUAACUAAGUGGCCCGAACCAUGAAAAACAGCCCCAGACCAUUAUUCCUCAUCCACCAAACUUUACAGUUGGCAUUAUGCAUUGGGGCAGGUAGCGUUCUCUUGACAUCUACCAAACCCAGUUCUGUCUGUCGGACUGCCAGAUAGUGAAGCGUGAUUCAUGACUCCAGAGAACUUGUUUCCACUGCUCCAGAGUCCAGUGGCGGCGAGCUUUAUACCACUCCAGCCGAUGCUUGGCAUUGCACAUGGUGAUCUUAGGCUUGUGUGUGUGACUGCUCGGUCAUGGAAACCCAAAUAAUGAAGCUCCCGAUGAACAGUUAUUGUGCUGACAUUGCUUCCAGAGGGAGUUUGGAACUCGGUAGUGAGUGUUACAACCGAGGACAGAUUCUAUUUACGCUCUACGGGAUUCAGCACUCCGCGGUCCCGUUCUGUGAGCUUGUGUGACCUACCACUUCGUGGCUGAGCCGUUGUUGUGCCUAGACGUUUCCACUUCACAAUAACACUUACAGUUGACCAGGGCAGCUCUAACAGGGCAGAGAUUUUACAAACUGAGUGGUUGGAAAGGUGGAAUCUUAUGACAGUGCCACGUUGAAAAUCACUGAGCUCUUCAGUGCGGGCCAUUCUACUGCCAAUGUUUGCCAGUUGUGAUUUCAUGGCUGUGUGCUCGAUUUUAUACACCCGUCAGCCACUAAUUUGAAGCGGUGUCCUCAUACUUUUGUGUGUAUAUACACUACCGGUCAAAAGUUUACUCAUUCAAGGGUUUUUCUUUAUUUUGACUAUUUUCUACAUUGUAGAAUAAUAGUGACGACAUCAAAACUAUGAAAUAACACAUGGAAUCAUAUAGUAACCAAAAAAGUGUCUAAAUAUAUUUUAUAUUUGAUAUUCUUCAAAUAGCCACACUUUGCCUUGAUGACAGCUUUGCACACUCUUGGCAUUCUCUCAACCAGCUUAAUGAGGUAGUCACCUGGAAUGCAUUUCAAUUAACAGGUGUGCCUUAAGUAGAUUUGUGGAAUUUAUUUCCUCUUUAAUGCGUUUGAGCCAAUCAGUUGUGUUGUGACAAGGUAGGGUUGGUAUACAGCCCUAUUUGGUAAAAUACCAAGUCCAUAUUAUGGCAAUAACAGCUCAAAUAAGCAAAGAGAAACAACAGUCCAUUACUUUAAGACAUGAAGGUUGGUCAAUACGGAACAUUUCAAGAACUUUGAACAUUUCUUAAAGUGCAGUCGCAAAAACCAUCAAGCGCAAUGAUGAAACUGGCUCUCAUGAGGACCUCCACAGGAAAGGAAGACCCAGAGUUACCUCUGCUGCAGAGGAUUAGUUCAUUAGAGUUACCAGCCUCAGAAAUUGCAGCCCAAAAAAAUGCUUCAAAGAUCAAGUAACAGACACAGACUCAACAUCAACUGUUCAGAGGAGACUGUGUGAAUCAGGCCUUUAUGGUCAAAUUGCUGCAAAGAAACCACUACUAAAGGACACCAAUAAUAAGAAGAGAUUUGCUUGGGCCAAGAAACACGAGCAAUGGACAUUAGACCGGUGGAACUGUGUCCUUUUGUCUGGAGUCCAAAUUGGAGACGUGGUGUUGGUGAACGGAUGAUCUCCGCAUGUGUAUUUCCCACUGUGAAGCAUGGAGGUGUGAUGGUGUGGGGGUGCUUUACUGGUGACACUGUCUGAGAUGUAUUUAGAAUUCAAGGCACACCUUACCAGCAUGGCUACCACAGCAUUCUGCAGCAAUACGCCAUCACAUCUGGUUUGGGCUUAGUCCCACUAUCAUUUGUUUUUCAGCAGAACAAUGACCCAACACACCUCCAGGCUGUGUAAGGGCUAUUUUACCAAGUGCUGCAUCAGAUGGCCUGGCCUCCACAAUCACCUGACCUCAACCCAAUUGAGAUGGUUUGGGAUGAGUUGGACUGCGGAGUGAAGGAAAAGCAGCCAACAAGGGCUCAGCAUAUGUGGGAACUCCUUCAAGACGGUUGGAAAAGCAUUCCAGGUGAUGCUGCAAAGCUGUCAUCAAGGCAAAGGGUGGCUAUUUGAAAAAUCUCAAAUAUAAAAUAAAUGUUUUUUUUAAAUUGAUUUUUGGGGGGGUUAAUACAUGAUUCCAUGUGCUUUAUUUCAUAGUGUUGAUGUCUUUACCAUUAUUCUACAAUGUAGGAAAUUGUAAAAAAUAAAGAAAAACCCUUGAAUGAACAGAUGUUUAGACUUUUGACCGGUAGCGUAUGUGUACAUAUUACAGGAGCUCUAUGCUUAGGCUGCUAUUAGGGCUCCAUGGCAACUAUACUAUGCAAUAAGGGUGAAAGCUACCAUUCUAUAUAAUUUAAUUAAAUAUGCAAAAGGAGCUAUGGCAUACAGAGCUGUAGAACAUGCCUCUGACUGCUGUUUGUUCUCUGAAUGUAACUGUUAAAGGGAGAGAGAAGACCUCUGUAUGCCUUUUCAUUCCAAUAAAGAAGUAAAACGGAGUUCACUUGGGCCGUGUAUGCUUUGCUCUGGGACUUCAGAAGGUGAAUCAUGGAUUUAUCAAUGUCGUAUAUUUAUAGCCUAUAUGUAUAAAUCGAAUUCCUGAGUUUUACCAGCCACACGGAUCACUUCUCUGUCCUGUAUCGCUUGGCUGACGACUCAAACUGAAGUCUUCCGUUGCUCUAUCGUUCACUACGUAGUUCAGUCUGAGACGGCCGUCAUUGAAGUCGUUUGUGGUGAUGUCAAAAUGAGGGGGGUUGUACAAAACAUAGUCAGUCAUCAGCGAUUGGAUCAUCUCUAACCAAUCAGAGUAUCAAAGCCAAUGACACAUUUUAAAAACACUGCUUUAACCAAGUGUGUUCUGGCCCAACACAUCGGUUUCAGGGACCAAUCAGAAAUCCAUUCUAGACAUCGUCUGGGAGUUACUCAGAUCCAGACUCAUUGCUGAGAGGAAGCUAACGUCUGUGGGCGUGGCGUAGCGUUUGGCCGGCGCAAGGAGGUUGGGUAGCUGCAUGAUCAGAUGUAGUAGGGCAUCUUUAAAAUACCCAAAACGUGGUUGACUGGUGUUAACCAAGACCUGGUUGACUGUGGUGUUAACCAAGACCUGGUUGUCUGUGAUGUUAACCAAGACCUGGUUGACUGUGGUGUUAACCAAGACCUGGUUGACUGUGGUGUUAACCAAGACCUGGUUGACUGUGGUGUUAACCAAGACCUGGUUGUAUGUGAUGUUAACCAAGACCUGGUUGUCUGUGAUGUUAACCAAGACCUGGUUGACUGUGAUGUUAACCAAGACCUGGUUGACUGUGAUGUUAACCAAGACCUGGUUGACUGUGAUGUUAACCAAGACCUGGUUGACUGUGAUGUUAACCAAGACCUGGUUGACUGUGAUGUUAACCAAGGCCUGGUUGACUGUGAUGUUAACCAAGACCUGGUUGACUGUGAUGUUAACCAAGACCUGGUUGACUCUGGUGUUAACCAAGACCUGGUUGACUGUGGUGUUAACCAAUACCUGGUUGUCUGUGAUGUUAACCAAGACCUGGUUGACUGUGAUGUUAACCAAGACCUGGUUGACUCUGGUGUUAACCAAGACCUGGUUGACUGUGAUGUUAACCAAGACCUGGUUGUCUGUGAUGUUAACCAAUACCUGGUUGUCUGUGAUGUUAACCAAGACCUGGUUGACUGUGAUGUUAACCAAGACCUGGUUGACUGUGAUGUUAACCAAGACCUGGUUGACUCUGGUGUUAACCAAGACCUGGUUGACUGUGAUGUUAACCAAGACCUGGUUGUCUGUGAUGUUAACCAAUACCUGGUUGUCUGUGAUGUUAACCAAGACCUGGUUGACUGUGAUGUUAACCAAGACCUGGUUGACUGUGAUGUUAACCAAGACCUGGUUGACUCUGGUGUUUGUGGGUCAAAGUUUUUUUUCUUCUCCCAACCCUGCAUUUCCCCCACCAAUUACUUUAAUCUGAUUUUAUUUUAACCUGAGUGCUAUGUUUGUGCUAUCAUGCCUACUGUAACAUGUAUGUAUGGCUUGACAAUGAGCAGUGGAGUAUACAAGAGCACAAACAGGUUUGUUACCAGGCUAGUUUUUAUUGGGUUAUCUGAGUUACAUAAGGGAGAUUUUGUUUUAUUGUUCCCAGGCAAUGAAUCAAUGAAUAGCAGGUAUUGUCAUAGUAUUAACCUGCUUCAAGCGAGGGGUAAUUAUGUAGUGAACAAUUAGUCUUGUGAUUGGCACAUGCAAAAUACUGGUCCUUUUAAAAUACUAGCUUACGUGUAGCCUACUUUUAGUUAUAUAAUCGUCAUGUCCAUACAUGUACCGUACACAAUUCCCAUUGAGUAUAGGUUCAGAGAAUGUCAAAGUAGUAUAGUUUGUCAAGUAGUAUGGGCUAAUGUCCUGUUAAUGCAUUAUAACUUUCCUGGGCAUGCAGUAUGUAUGCUUGUGUAUGCUAGCCUACCUGCUUGUCUCCUGUUCAAAUCAAUGACCUGAGGUUUUUCUGUUUCUUUUCAUAGCUUCUUUAGUCUUCCGUCUGCGUGCUCCCUAACAGCAGGAAGGAAUUUAAAUUAGAAGACUGACUUUCUACCACGCCAAAAGGAUGGCUGUUUUAUUCUUCCCCUAUUGACAAUUAACAAUCUAUUGAGCUUACUAUUUUUUACAGUGUGAUUCGAAGCUACAUUUUUGUAAAAAAUAUUGUGCAUCCUAAAUGGCACCCUAUUCCCUAUAAUGUGCCCUACUUUUGACCAGGGUGGCACCCUAUUCCCUAUAAUGUGCCCUACUUUUGACGUAAGCCUCUGGUUAAAAAUAGUGCAUUACAAAAGGAAUAGAGUGCCAUUUGGGAUGCAUUCCUUGCUGUGCUAUGCUCUCCUUCCUGAACUCUUCAAGUGAUGUUCUUACCUAAUACCUAGUCUUGGAGUCUUCCAUACAGCUCAGCAUAUUAGUACACACGUUCUCUAAUAGUCAGAAAGUAUAUAGGCUAUAUAUAUAGGGCUAUAAAGUAGUGCAUUAUAUAGGGUGAUAUUGGGGAUGCAACUUUGGUUGAAUAAAAGCUGAUGCUCUAUAGCAUGCUUCUCUGCAUGACAUUUUACACAUGACUUUCUUCAAUAAGCAUACGAUAACUAGCCGAGGUGCCAGUCUGUUUCUGUUCUAGAAAGCAGUUGGUAAGAGAGCAGUAACCGACUGGCAUUCAGGCUGCAAGACAACACUUUUCAGAUUAAAAUCCCCCAGAGUUUAUGAAGUAGUUCAUUAGGUUAAUAAAUGUGUUUUCCAUGCUGUUGUCAGGGUUUAUUUACCCUGACUGUUCUAUGUAUUGACUAGUGACUCGUCUUAUUCCACGGAAAAUCUGAAAGACUUUUAUUAAGGACGCUGCAACCUGCAAGAGGUUGUUACGGUUGUCUAUUUAUAAGAAAUAACAACUUUAUUUAUCAAACUGUGACUCUGUGGAAUAUGAUCUAUGGAUUAGUCUAGCUACUUAAAUAGUAGUGAUCUUUGUGCUAUGGUGGUUGGGAUUGUAUCAUUUGAUGGCUAUAGAUCAACCACCAAGGUGUAUUUGUCUGAAACUAAGAACAAUAUUCCAGAAGAACAAAAUUAGCUUCUUUCAAUUGUUAUUUGAAAUUUACACUAAAACUACAAAAUAUAAAUGUUAUCCUAAAGUGUCCAAGAUUAUAGUUAAACAAUCUUUAAAAUAAGUUGUCUUAUAGAAGUGAUUGAUUAUACCCUAUAUCGUAUAGAUUUGUAUUUGCUCGCUAUCAAUAAAGCUACUUUGAAAAAUG
Molecule: messenger RNA, 8447 nt
Organism: Oncorhynchus kisutch (coho salmon)
Lineage: Eukaryota; Metazoa; Chordata; Actinopteri; Salmoniformes; Salmonidae
Product: septin-8-A
Exons: 10
Coding region: 209-1483 (424 amino acids)
Molecular function (GO): GTP binding
Source: RefSeq, a predicted model, not a curated record